Messenger RNA from Achroia grisella, 940 nucleotides. RefSeq lists its product as uncharacterized. Gene Ontology annotation, molecular function: gap junction channel activity. NCBI's taxonomy places the organism in Eukaryota, Metazoa, Arthropoda, Insecta, Lepidoptera, Pyralidae. The record is from RefSeq and is a predicted model, not a curated record. Bases 290 to 928 code for a protein of 212 amino acids. The transcript is spliced from 6 exons. Gene Ontology annotation, cellular component: gap junction; plasma membrane.
ACGCGUUGGUCGACACCUACGCGCGGACGUCCCUCGAAUAAGAUGUGACCUAAAAAUAAUUAAAAACCAAUCACGUCAUACACAUCUAGGGCUCGACGUUUAAAAAAAACAUAAGUGCUCUGUGCUCAAGGACAAUGAAGUGUAUGUGUGAAUGGAUUUGGCUGAAUGGCGCACAGUUUUGGCGGCAAACCGGUGUGACAGCGCGGUUGACGGAUGAUCUUCGCGCGCUCCUUCAGUUGUCGUAGGAGGCGAGAUGGCGCCGAGGGCGUGAGGGCAGCGCCACCCCCCGAUGGGCAAGACCUCUGGAGGACGGCCCGACACUGGAGUUCGAUCGCAGAGGAUUCAUAGCAGAAGAGAGUCGGGCGUCGCGUGGGGCCGGCGGUGGCGCGGGGCCGCGGGCUCGGGCGCGGGCGGCGCGGGCGGCGCGGGGGGCGCGGCCGCGCACACGUGGCGGCGGCGCGAGCGCGCUGCGCAGCCUCGCAGGCCCAUGGAGAUCCUCACCAGCAUAUACGCGCUGCUCUCUGGAGGGCAAGGGGUUAACCCCAAAAUCGACUCGGUGGCCUUCCGCCUGCACUGCGGAGCAACCACUGCAGCGCUGUUAGCGGCGAGCGCUGCUCUCACCACGCGCCAUCUUGUGGGCAAUCCAAUCGACUGUAUACAUACAAGGGAUAUACCAGAAGAUGUGUUGAACACGUACUGCUGGAUUCACUCUACCUUCACUGUGGCUGGCGAGGCGGGGGGUGCAUACCCGGGAGUGAAGGGAGCCGGCACCUCGCCUAGGAAGUACGGCAAAUAUUACCAGUGGGUCGCCUUCACUCUGUUCCUUCAGAAGACACGUUGCCCAGCUGCACACAGCGACGAAAUCAUUAAACCCAGACCCGAUGACUACAUGCCGCGAUACGUAAACAUGCCCGAUUACCGUCUCUGAGCAGACACCGAA